AUGGAUACUGCCAUCAGUGUAGCGCUUGUUUCUCUAAACUUACUGUAUCAGAAUCUCGGUCGCUUUCAGGGCAGUGAAGUCUGCGCCAAGCAGAGGAACAGCGCAGACCGGAGGCGUAGGGCCUCGCCGAUCUACAGCUGGUGGUUCAGAGGGAGCCCGCAGCUCCGCCCCUGCACGCCAGCCCCGCCCCGGCUGUCAAGGACGAGAAGGCCCCGCCCCCGGCCGGCGCGCGCCGCCGAGCCCAGGCCCCGCCUCCCACUCCUAACCCCGGACCCUCGGCCGGGCAAAGACCAGAGCCAUCCACACGACCCGCACCGCCACAAGGCUCCGCAGACUCCAGUAUCCAACUGGGAGCUAGAGACCGACAUGGCGACGGAGGCCAAGCCCGAGAACCUCUCCCUGGUCGUGCACGGACCUGGGGACAUUCGCUUGGAGAACUAUCCUAUUCCUGAACCAGGCCCGAAUGAGGCAUUGUUGAAGAUGCAUUCUGUGGGAAUCUGCGGCUCAGAUGUCCACUACUGGCAGCAUGGUCGAAUUGGGGAUUUUAUUGUGAAAAAGCCAAUGGUGCUGGGGCAUGAAGCUUCAGGAACAGUCGUAAAAGUGGGAUCAUUGGUAAAGCAUCUAAAACCAGGUGAUCGUGUUGCUAUUGAGCCUGGUGCUCCCCGAGAAAAUGAUGAGUUCUGCAAGAUUGGCCGAUACAAUCUGUCACCAUCCAUCUUCUUCUGUGCCACACCCCCUGAUGAUGGGAACCUCUGCCGGUUCUACAAGCACAAUGCUGACUUCUGCUACAAGCUUCCUGACAGUGUCACCUUUGAGGAAGGGGCCCUGAUUGAGCCACUGUCUGUGGGAAUUUAUGCCUGUCGGCGAGGUGGAGUCUCCUUGGGGAACAAAGUCUUUGUGUGUGGAGCUGGGCCAAUUGGGCUGGUCACUUUGCUCGUGGCCAAGGCAAUGGGAGCAGCUCAAGUUAUAGUGACUGAUCUGUCUGCCUCUCGGCUGUCCAAAGCCAAGGAAGUUGGGGCUGAUUUCACUCUUCAGAUCUCCAAGGAGAGCCCUCAGGAAAUUGCCAGUAAAGUGGAAGAUCUGCUGGGGUGCAAGCCAGCUGUCACCAUUGAGUGCACUGGGGCUGAACCCUCCAUCCAGACGGGCAUCUAUGCCACUCGUUCUGGUGGGACUCUGGUGCUUGUGGGGAUGGGCUCUGAGAUGACCACUGUACCCCUAGUGCACGCAGCCAUCCGAGAGGUGGAUAUCAAGGGUGUAUUUCGAUACUGCAACACGUGGCCAAUGGCGAUUUCUAUGCUUGCGUCCAAGUCUGUGAAUGUAAAGCCUUUAGUCACCCAUAGGUUUCCUCUGGAGAAAGCUGUGGAAGCCUUUGAAACAUCCAAAAAGGGAUUGGGGCUAAAGGUCAUGCUCAAGUGCGACCCCAAUGACCAGAAUCCCUAAUGUGAAUUAAGCUGUGUCCUCAUCCCCCUCUCAGUGUCUCAGGGCUAAAUGACUGGGGAGGGAUCUACCUUGAAUGCAAAACUUUGUUUAAAAUGGUAAGAAUAAUUAAUAUAAUUCAUUAUAAAGAGACAGUCUUAUGGAGGAGUUUGUGUGCCUCAAGGACACAAAUAGCAAUAGUUUUGGGAAACUUGUAGCCAGAAUGACCUACUCAAUCUCUAGGAGAGAUUGGCAAGCAGUGCUGGGAACUCCCCUUCUGCCUGUAUGCCUUCUUUGGGUAAGGAGACAAAUAUGGCCCUUAGGUUCCUGGUUCCACUAUGACUGGCUUGGGGUCGGGACUGAGUUAUGAAGAGACAACUUUAUCAAGACCCAGCCCUGGGCUGGGGAUAUAGCUCAGUUGGUAGAGUGCUUGCCUUGCAAGCACAGGCCCUGGGUUCAAUCUCUAGCACCACAAAAAAAAAAAAAAAAAAAAAAAAAAAAGACCCAGUCCCAAGGCUGAUUUUCAGGGUCUGGGUUGAGAGUUAUUAACAGUUGUAGUUCAGAGCACAGUGCUCUGUGGUUUGACAAUAAAAGGAGAAUAAGAAAAGAGACUAUAACUUCCUGGGUCUAGCAUAAUUUUUAAACCAAUUACAGGAAUAAAAUCAAAAUCUCACGUGAGGUCAAACCAGCUUGCAUUCCCCAAAUAUGGAGCUAGUGAGAACAGUUCUCAACUCUGUUUGAAGAUUGCCCCUUCAACUCCUGAGAAUUCUCUCAUUCCUUUUGCAAGGUGGAGAAUCAUCUUCCCAACUCUCUCCACCUUCAACCUGAGGUGUGGUCCCAGUCACUAGGCAACCAGAAAGCUCCCACCUAAAUACAGUGGCAGAAAUACCUUAAAUUAUGCUUUGGACGAACCCAGAGAGUUUGGCCAACACACCCGAUUGCCUGAUUUCCCCUCUCCAUAGGCUCAACCUCCUCUCCUAGGCUCACUCAAUGAUGAUUAUUAGACAAUUCCAUUAAUUCUGUUUGUUGUAGACAGAAACUUACCCCUUUUCAUAGCCAGUUAAGGCUCUUAUCUCUUCCCAUCUAUUGGAAGGAAAUCUCUGAGUUUGUCUUAUUUUAAUCAUGAUUUUUUUCUGAAUCCAAAUCACAACAUGCCCCUUGUGAUUUUGAGAUGAUUGAAAGUCUUGCCAUAGUAGCUAUGACAACUGUAGCCUUUUAUCCCUCAUUUCAGAGGUGGGUGGAGGGUGAGUCUGAAGAUGCUUGAGUUUUCUUAUAUCCAGGGAAGGUCGUGACCAGUGCCUGGAAUUCAAACUGGUUCAGGUAAUAAAUUCUGUUGUAAUAUGUGA
This is a messenger RNA of Sciurus carolinensis (gray squirrel), 2762 nucleotides long. RefSeq names its product sorbitol dehydrogenase (gene Sord). Lineage: Eukaryota; Metazoa; Chordata; Mammalia; Rodentia; Sciuridae. Gene Ontology annotation, biological process: D-sorbitol catabolic process. The transcript has 10 exons. Gene Ontology annotation, molecular function: zinc ion binding; L-iditol 2-dehydrogenase (NAD+) activity. Bases 1 to 1440 code for a protein of 479 amino acids. The record is from RefSeq and is a predicted model, not a curated record.